AUGUCGCUCGUCGGCAACUUCACCACCAACACAGACCGCGAAGACCACCGGCACCAGUCUCGCGGCAAGCGCACGGGCGAACAGGACCAGACCUCGCUCUCCUCGUCGAACGAUGACCAGGCUACUCUCGAUGAGCAGCGACGGAUCUCGAUGGACGUGACCGGGCUCGCGAGGACGAUGAGUCGGCGCUCGCAGCCUGGGGACGUCGGAGGAGUCGAGGGCGACCCGUUGAGGCCGCAGGAAGGGAGCGUCUUCGACCCUUGGUCCGACAACUUCAAGCCAGAUCGUUGGGCGCGCGCCGUCUACGAUCUCUCGGCGAACGACCCGCACGCUGGACCUCGCAGGACUGGAGGCAUCGCUUUCGAGGACCUUGGGACGUACGGCUACGCAGCUGGAACCGAGUACCAGGCGACUGUGGGCAACAUGCCCCUCAAAGCCAUCGGCUGGCUCAAGGGUCUCCUCGGCGCCGGCAAGGGUCGCAAGGUCAAGAUCCUCCAGAACGUCGACGGCGUCCUCGAGAACGGCGAGACGCUCGUUGUACUCGGCCCGCCUGGUUCGGGCUGCUCGACGUUCCUCAAGACCCUCGCGAACGAGACACACGGCUUCUUCGUCGACGAGGGGUCCAAGAUCAACUACAAGGGCAUCACGCCGAAGCAGAUGCGCAAGAACUUUGGCGGCGAAGCGAUCUACUCCGCCGAGACCGAACAACACUUCCCCAUGCUCACCGUCGGCCAAACGCUCGAGUUUGCCGCCCAAGCCCGCGCACCUCGUCACCCUCCCGGCGGCCUCUCGCAGCGCGACUGGGCGAAACAGCUCGCGGCCGUUGUGAUGGCCAUCUUUGGCAUCAGCGACACGAAGGACGUCAAGGUCGGGAACGACUACAUCCGCGGCGUCUCGGGAGGACAGCGCAAGCGUGUCUCGAUCGCCGAAGUUGCUCUCGCAGGCGCACCUCUCGCUCUCUGGGACAACAGUACCCGUGGUCUCGACUCGGCGACGGCUGUCUCUUUCUGCCAGACGAUCAAGGCCUCCGCCGAGCUCACAGGCGGCGUCGCCUGCGUCGCGAUCUACCAAGCCCCUCAACCCGCCUACGAGUGCUUCUCCAGAGCAAUCGUCCUGUACGAAGGACGCUCGAUCUACUUUGGCCCAGCUUCAAAGGCCAAAGACUUCUGGGUCGCCCGAGGCUUCGAGUGCCCCGAACAGCAGACCGACCCCGAUUUCCUCACCGGUCUCACGUCGCCCGCCGAGCGCCGAGUCCGCAAGGGCUGGGAGAACCAGGUCCCCCGUACGCCGGAGGAGUUCGAGCGCAUCUGGAAGGACAGCGACGAGUACCGCGCUCUCAAGGCCGAGCUGGGGCAGUACGACCAGCGCUACCCGACGCACGGCGAAGAGCUCGAGACGUUCAAGGCGAGUCGGCGCGCGCAGCAAGCCAAGUCGGUUCGAGCAGGGUCGCCCUACACCCUUUCCUACGGCCAACAGAUCGCGCUCUGCCUCCGCCGCGGCUUCCAGCGACUCGCAGCCGACCCGUCUCUCACGUUCUUCCAGCUCUUCGGAAACUCCGUCAUGGCCCUAAUCGUCUCGAGCGUGUUCUUCAACCUCCAGCCCGUCACGACGUCCUUUUAUUCGAGGGGCUCGCUCCUCUUCUUUUCGGUUCUGCUCAACGCCUUCGGUUCCGCCCUCGAGAUCCUCACCCUCUACGCCCAACGCCCUAUCGUCGACAAGCAGGCGCGGUACCGGAUGAUCCAUCCGAGUGCUGAAGCGUUCGCGUCGAUGGCGACCGACAUGCCAUACAAGAUCCUCAACGCCAUUCUUUUCAACAUCAUUAUCUACUUCAUGUCGAACCUCCGACGCGAACCCGGCCACUUUUUCUUCUUCCUCCUCAUCUCGUUUUUCACGACGCUCGUCAUGUCCAUGUUCUUCCGCUCUAUCGCCGCCUUGUCGCGCUCGCUCUCGCAGGCGCUCGUACCAGCCGCACUACUUAUCCUCGCGCUUGUCUUGUACACCGGCUUUGCCAUCCCGACUCGCUACAUGCUCGGAUGGAUCUCGUGGAUCAGGUGGCUGAACCCCAUCCAAUACUCUUUCGAGGCGUUGAUGGUCAACGAGUUCAACGGGCGCGACUUUACCUGCAAUCAGGUCAUUCCCUCUGGCCCUGGCUACCCGUCGCUCGCGUCAGGCAACGCGGUUUGCGGCGUUGCUGGUUCUACGCCGGGCUCCUCGGUCGUCGACGGCACCACCUACCUCAACCAGACGUAUAGUUAUUACGCCUCGCACAAGUGGCGAAACUUUGGCGUUCUCUUCCCGUUCCUCUUCGGCCUCAUGGGCAUCUACCUCGCCGCGAGCGAGUGGAUCUCCGAGUCCAAAUCGAAAGGCGAAGUCAAGGUGUACCCUCGCACCCGCGUCCCGAAGCAUGACAAGGUAGGGAACGACGUCGAGGCAGGGGCUUCGACUCCGCAAGACUCGCGCAACGAAGACCCGGCCAAGGACGUCAACAUCCAGCGACAGACCGCCAUCUUUCACUGGGACGACCUCUGCUACGACAUUCCGGUCAAGGGCGGGACAAGGCGCUUGCUCGACCACGUUGAGGGGUGGGUCAAGCCCGGCACGCUGACGGCGCUCAUGGGCGUUUCGGGCGCCGGCAAGACGACUCUUCUCGACGUUCUCGCUUCCCGCGUUCGCAUGGGCGUCGUGACAGGCGACAUCCUCGUCGACGGAAUGCCCCGCACCGAAUCCUUCCAACGCAAGACCGGCUACGUCCAGCAGCAGGACCUGCAUCUUUCGACCGCCUCCGUCCGCGAGGCUCUCCAGUUCAGCGCCAUCCUCCGUCAGCCGGCUAGCACGCCUCGCGCCGAGAAGCUCGCUUACGUCGAGGAGGUCCUCAAGCUCCUCCAGAUGGACAAGUAUGCUGAUGCCAUCGUUGGCGAGCUCGGCGAGGGUCUCAACGUCGAGGAGCGCAAGAGGCUGUCGAUUGCCGUUGAGAUGGUCGCCAAGCCCGAGCUCCUCCUCUUCCUCGACGAGCCUUCGUCCGGCCUCGACUCGCAGACCGCCUGGUCCGUCCUUGACCUCCUCGAGACGCUCAAGCAAGCCGGUCAGGCGGUGCUCUGCACGAUUCACCAACCUUCCGCCCAGCUCUUCGACCGCUUCGACCGCCUGCUCUUCCUCGCUCGAGGCGGGAAGACGGUCUACUUCGGCGAAGUCGGCGAACAGUCGAGGAUUCUCAGGUCGUACUUCGAGCGCAACGGCUCGCCUCAGUUCCCGCCAGGCGUCAACCCGGCGGAGUACAUGCUCGAGGUCAUUGGCGCUGCUCCUGGCUCACACACCGAGAUCGACUGGCACCAAACGUGGCUCGACAGUCCCGAACGAGCCGAGGUCAAGAAGGAACUCGCGUACCUCAAAGCGAACCCGAAGCCCGCCGAAGCCAAGGACGACAAGUGGGCGAGCACAGAGUUUGCUGUGCCGCUCACGACGCAAUUCGUCGAGGUCCAGAAGCGCGUCUUCCAGCAGUACUGGCGGUCGCCCGUUUAUAUCUACUCGAAGACGGUCCUCUGCACGCUCGUACCCCUCUUUAUCUCGUUCUCAUUCUUUCGGGCCGGCACCUCGAUCCAGGGUCUGCAGAACCAGCUCUUUGCUGUUUUCCUCUUGUUCACCGUGUUCUACAUCAUGCCGCAGUUCGUCAAGCAGCGCGAAUCGUACGAGGUUCGCGAACGGCCGUCGAGGACGUACUCUUGGAUCGUUUUCAUGCUCACAAACAUUCUGAUCGAACUCGUCUGGAACACCCUGAUGGCCGUCAUCAUGUACUUCUGCCUCUACUACCCGGUCGGAUUCUACAACAACGCCGAACCCGGCAAACUUCACGAGCGCGGCGCUCUCUUCUUCCUCCUCGUCCUCGCCUUCAUGCUCUUCACCUCAACUUUCGCCCACUGGAUGAUCUCCUUCAAUGAAACGGCCGAGAACGGCGGCAACAUCGCGAAUCUCCUCUUCUCCCUCUCCCUCGUUUUCUGCGGCGUCCUCGCAACACCCGACGUCUUCCCCGGCUUCUACAUCUGGGUGUACUACGCAAGUCCGUUCAGGUACCUCGCCGAAGCACUCCUCGCGACGGGCGUUGGCGGCACUCGGGUCCAAUGCGCGACAUCCGAACUCCUCUCGUUCCCGCCGCCCGGCGGCUCGACUUGCGGCGACUACAUGGCGACGUACAUCCAGGCGGCUGGCGGCUACCUCGUCGACCCGAGCUCGACGUCACACUGCCAGUUCUGCUCGAUCAGCGACACCAACACUUUCCUGAAGACAUUCAACUACGACUACGACCACCGCUGGAGGGACUUUGGCAUCAUGUGGAUCUAUAUCGCUUUCAACGUUGCCGCUGCGAUUCUUUGCUACUGGCUCGCGAGGAUGCCGAAGAACCCCCGCAAGUCCAGGGCCGGGAAGAAGAGCAAGAAGGCCGACGAGAAGGACGUGCUCUCGCACGGCGACGCCAACGGCGCAAGCGAGAAGCAGGUCUCCACCAACACCAACUAG
Messenger RNA from Rhodotorula toruloides NP11, 4509 nucleotides. Its product is annotated as ATP-binding cassette, subfamily G (WHITE), member 2, PDR. Gene Ontology annotation, molecular function: ATP hydrolysis activity; ATP binding; ABC-type transporter activity. NCBI's taxonomy places the organism in Eukaryota, Fungi, Basidiomycota, Microbotryomycetes, Sporidiobolales, Sporidiobolaceae. Gene Ontology annotation, biological process: transmembrane transport. The coding region runs from base 1 to 4509 and encodes 1502 amino acids. The record is from RefSeq and is a predicted model, not a curated record. The transcript has 22 exons. Gene Ontology annotation, cellular component: membrane.